CAUCAAACCAUCUUCGUUCCCCUAAUCCAAGUGUCUGUUUAUAACAUGUUCAUUACAGUACUGACACAGAGGAGUCUAGCGGUAGCACAGUUAUAAUACAACGAUAUUGGCGAGUUGCGGCAUAAAAGAAGCACACGAACGGAGAAAAGUGGAACAUUUACAAGGGGGAAAUAAACACAUAUUGGUGGUAAACAUUAUCACUCCCUCCUAUAUAAAACGCCAGAAGAGGGAAUCAAUUGAGAGGGAGCGAGAGGAAAAAAAGCGCUGAAGGCAACCCACUCAAUAGCCACUUAUUAGGCGAAUAGCCUACAUUCCAGUCGGAUUUGCGUACAUUAAUAAACCAUCAUAAGAAAUGUCUGCCCCAGCUGCUGCCGGUGCCCCCGCAGACGGAGCGGCGCCACCUCCCAACCUCACCAGCAACCGCCGCCUGCAACAGACACAGGCUCAGGUGGAUGAGGUGGUGGAUAUCAUGCGUGUAAACGUGGAUAAGGUUCUGGAGCGUGAUCAGAAGCUGUCAGAGCUGGAUGAUCGGGCCGAUGCCCUGCAGGCUGGAGCCUCACAGUUCGAGACCAGCGCUGCAAAACUCAAGAACAAGUACUGGUGGAAGAAUGCCAAGAUGAUGAUUAUCCUGGGGCUGAUAUGUGCGAUUGUCCUCAUCGUCCUCAUCGUCUACUUCAGCACCUAAGAUGAGUGGCUCCUACCCCAGUCUGCAGUCAAGACUGCCCGCUUCCUUGCAACAGAACAUCCUUUAAAUUGACGAGAAAAUGAUCCACUAACGUUGAAUUCAUUAAAUUGCUCCUAAAUAUUCUCAAUGUGACCCUGCCCCGAACCCCCUGACCCCCUCAGCCCCUGCUUCCACCGCCUCACCUCUGGACUCCUGUCAAUCUUUGUCCUGUAAAUCUGUUGACCUGCCUCCUUUGUAAAUACUUCCUGCUUUUCUAAUCUGUCGUUCAUACUCAGACCCCAAUACUUGUUGUGAUUGUUACCGAUGACAACAGAAAAGGAAAAUGAUGACCCUGGUGAUAAUAGUUAUAUACCAGACAUAUAUAUAGUUCUUUGUAGAGUUUUAUUCUGAUAUAAUGUUUUUGUAGGUUGUGUGUGGGUGUGCGUUUUGUAUUUUUUAAUUUUUGUAUUAAUUUUACUUAUGCUUCAGAUUUGAACUACUGCCUAUUAAUCAGAGUGUGUAUAUCUUGCACAUUCUCUCUCACUGUCUCUGCCUGUCUCUGGAUUUCUCUCUCUUGCUCUGUCUCACAUUGAGUAUAGGUGCAUCUUUGCACAGUGACAUAGUCUCCUUUAACCGAGGUACUUCAUCAAUAUUCCCAUCCUCUUCUUCCAUCUUUUGCUUCUCUCUCGCUUUCUCUCUCCUAUACCAUUUAGCCAUACUGUCUCUUCAGAAUCCUUUCACCCUUUCUCUUUGUUUCUGUUUCUGUUUCCCUGUCUGUCGUUUCCGAGUCAUAUACCUUCUCUUUUUAAACUGCCAUUAGAAUUGGACCAAUGUCUGUAGAUGUUUUUUAUUUUACUUAGUGUCUUAUUUCGAGAACAUUCCUUCAUGGCAGUCUAGUACAAAUGCUGUCACUGUAGCACAUGUAUGUGUAAGUAUCUUUGAAAACAGAAAAUAGAUAGCCUGUAUAAAGUUACCGUAAAUAUUAUUGUAGAGAUCAAUAUAACAAGCCAGAGUGGGGAAAAUAACAAUAUUGAUAGAAAGGAGGGCUUACUAGUUUUUGUUUGGUGCAUCGUAAUUUGAACCUGAUUAAUUUGUUCAUUUCAGCAACAUAAAAUUGCAUAAAGUUGCUGUGACAAUGCACCAAUCCUACAGAGAUGUCAUUACUAACUAAAUAAUCACAAUGACACAGUAAAGCCUUAGUCUCUGAUCAAAACGUGUCACCUUAAUGGUCAAAAUGUUCCCAUCCAAGUUUUAUUUUGUGUAGGGGCAAUGGCUGACUGAAAACGUUUAGGUGGUGUGAAAUGCACAAAGAACUUUGAUAUUGAUGGUGCUGUCUGACUGGUCAACAGAAUGACCGCUGUCUGACUGGUCAACAGAAUGACCGCUGUCUGACUGGUCAACAGAAUGACCGCUGUCUGACUGGUCAACAGAAUGACCGCUGUCUGACUGGUCAACAGAAUGACCGCUGUCUGACUGAUCAACAGAAUGACCGGCAGAGAGAGAACCUCAUGCAGCAAAACCUCACCUAUUCAUGAGCACAUACACAGACAACUCAGCCUUAUUUGAAAGUGAAGGUACAAGUAUUAAGAUAGAUGAAGCAACUGGCAUAGAUGAACAAGAUGAUUUAGAGAAAGGGACUAACUUGGGUCAUGGGUACCAGCUUCAUCGACAGAUUCAGAGUUGCUGUAAAACUUAAGUGAACAUUCCUAGAAAUGUCAUGAAAAACGUCUUAGCAUUCCAGCACACAAGAUAGAGUGAGCGUUUAGCUAGUGCUGCUGUUCUCUCUCUUUCUUUCAUUUCUCCCUAGUUACUGCCUUUUUCUUUUUUAAACAUAGUAAUAGAGUAUAUUUUAUAUAGCAUAUUUUUGUGUUUGUGUGAAGCAGACAUGUAAAGAGGAGACUGAACUCAAAGCAGCGCUCCUCUCUACCUUUUUGCGUGUAUGUGUCUUUUUGCGGUUCAGCUCUGUAAGAUAAACACUGCCAAGAAACUAGGGAGAGGCUUUUAUUUUCUGUUAUUUUCUCAUUGGUGCCCUUAAUGGUAUGGUCUUAAUGGAUUGCUCUUGCAUGGUCACCUCUUGUCCCAUGCCCCUGUAAAGGCCUACCUGUUGCUAGUGCUAUCGAUCUGCCAGCUCUAUUAGUCUACGUUAUGAGUAGUAACAGAAAGACCCCUGGAACUGUGGGAUAUAUAGUUGUUCCCAUAGGUUAUGUCACUUCAACAUGACCUCUUCCCCUAUGUUCCACCGGGUCUGCAUACUUCCUACAUCCUCCUAUUUCACCUCCGUCCCCAGCUCCCCCCUCACUGAUUCAGGAUCCUACACUGUGAAUGUGUGUGUGAGUGUGUGUUGGUGAAACACUGCCGCCCUGGGAAUAUCCCUAGUUUAUCUUGACAGAUUAGGCCACUUAGACCUUACCGAUGUGGGCAAGCUGUUUCCAUGACAACUGAAUUCGAUGAGCAGAGUGAUGAGGUAACAGAUUAGCCCACUGACUCUUUCAGACGGGUCAAGUUUGCCAUUUUUCCAGGUAUGCUCAAGGAAUAUUCACUGGCAGAGGCCUCCCCAACCACCCAUCACUUUACGAAUAAACGACACAGAUAUUCCCUUGCUCUUUCUCUCACCCCCCUCUCUCCCCCCUCACUCUCUCUCCCUCCCCCUUGCAUUGUCUCCCCCAUCAUGACUCCUUCUAGUUCCUUCUACCCUCUUAGCAUCUCUCUCUCUCCUUCUCUCUUUCUCUCUCUCCUCUCUUUCUCUCUCUCCCUCUCUUUCUCUCUCUCUCUCUCUCCUUCUCUCUUUCUCUCUCUCUUUCUCCUUCUCUCUCUCUUUCUCCUUCUCUCUUUCUCUCUCUCCCCUUCUCUCUCUCUCUCCCCUUCUCUCUUUCUCUCUCUCUCUCCUUCUCUCUCUCCCAUUCUCUCUUUCUCUCUCUCUCCCCUUCUCUCUUUCUCUCUCUCUCUCCUUCUCUCUCUCCCCUUCUCUCUUUCUCUCUCUCUCCCCUUCUCUCUCUCUCUCUCCUUCCUUUCUUUCUCUCUCUCUCCUCUCUCUCUCUCUCUCCUUUCUUUCUUUUUCUCUCUCUCUCUCUCUCUCUCUCUCUCUCUCUCUCUCUCUCUCUCUCUCUCUCUCUCUCUCUCUCUCUCUCUCUCUCUCUCUCUCUCUCUCUCUCUCUCUAUCACACACAUGUUAACGGAAAUGGCCUUAUCUCCCUGUAAAGCAAAUCCCCCACCCUCCCCCUUUAUUUCACUUAAGUAGAGCAAACUAAUUCAGAGGGAAAUUACCAAAGACCAGGUUUUCUUGCCUAUGCUGCCAACUGCCAUCAAAAACAAGUAGAGGAACACAACAUAUUUUAUCCGAGUCACUUUAACAGCAAUAGUACUGGAACCUGUUUUUGAAAGCAUACCCUUAACCCAAAAUACCUAGUCACAUGACCUUUUAACCCUUUCAGAUCGUAGUCAACAUGUUAUACCGGCAAAUAGAUGGUGACAUUAUGUGCUAUUUGAAGAGAAUCCAAACCUAAGUAAAAUGUGCUUCAUCCCCCUCCCCCACCAUAAAACUACUUUAAUCUGUACCAAGUCUUUAGACAUAUGCUCCUAUAACUAAUAAUAGCACAAUUUAUCUUUUGUGUGUCUCUGUCGUGCUGACAACAAUUUAAAGAUAAAAAAAAUAUGAACGUUAUCUAUAGCUGUUUAACAAAACAAACAAAACAUGUAGAAAAACAAGUCUGUAUUGUCUGGUGUUGUAGUGUGGGGGUAUAUUUGGGGGAAGGGGUUCCUAUUUCCUCAGGUCAGGGAUUAUAACAGUUCAUCAAAUCUACAAUGUGAAAACAAAAAACUACAUGAAGCUAUAUAAACAUUUGAAUAGCAAAUAAUUACAAUUUUGAAGGUGACAAAAAAUAGAGGGCUGCCUUCGAGUUAUUAUUGUCUCAGUGGAUUGGAGCGACAUGACACUACGGGUCGGGGUAGGACUGCUGUGUUGUUCACAAAUCCAAGGGUUGUCCUAAGAGUGCUCAGUAAAUUUAGAUACAAAAAUAGACAACUUUAUGUUCUGUGAGUGCUCAUUUUUUGUUGCCUUUUUUCUCUGUGAGGAUGGGUCUGCGCAACUUUUAAUGUCCAGGCACUUUUUUCUGUUGUAUUCUGGGUGCAUUUUGUGGGGCUAGAAUAUGAUGUGGAUGAGAAUAUUGUGUUAUUGCCAACCCUAAGAGGUGCUCAGUGGAUUCAACAUAGGAGGCAACCUUUUGAGGCACUGGACCUUCACAGGUUGACAAUAAAAUCACAAUGCUCUAACUAAAACACAUGAAAUUUAUCAAAUAAAAUGUCAGACCCUAUGUUUUCUUUGUAAUUUGCAUAAAGUUAGUAAUAACUUUGGUAUGAUGUCAAUGGCUUCGGUUGUGUGUACAUUGGAAGGGGAGGAAAGAUUAAAUAAAGACUUGACCUCUAUGUUAACCAUGUCAGACAAGUCAAGGAAAUGGGAUGUUACUGGAAAAAUACAUUUUAUUUUUACCCUCUAGUCAAAUUUCCAGAAUUCUUAGAAUGGUGUCACGAUUCGAAACAGAUUCCUCUGUUGUUAAUAUGUUUAUUUUUGUUUGAGCUGUUCAUUUUGGGGAGGGAAUAUUAUUUUGUUCUUUGAGGACUGCGGUUGGGGGAGUGACAGUCAACAUUGCCUCUUUUUGCCUUGCCUUUCAGGAGGGAAUAGACUGGGGGAUCAUGGGUAAUGUGUUCUGUUCAGUCUUUUUUAUUUUAUUUAUUGUGUUUUUGUUUUGAAUGGGAUUGGAUAUUUAACAAAGUGGAUUACAAUGUACCAGAGGAAACCAAUUUAAAACCAGAAGUACAUAAAAAAACAAUUGUAGUGUAAAUCUCUUAUUAUAUUGAUGAACAUCAUGGAUAUAUAUAUAUAUAUAUAUAUAUAUAUAUAUAUAUAUAUAUAUAUAUAUAUAUAUAUAUUGGAAAACCAAUCAUUCUGAUGACGUGUGUUUAUUGUUCCGAGUUAGAAAUUCCCAGCGUGGGUGUGCGUGUGUUUGAAACUAAUGAUGAAAUUAAAUAAAAUCUAUGAUAAAAUGGG
Molecule: messenger RNA, 5708 nt
Organism: Salvelinus fontinalis (brook trout)
Lineage: Eukaryota; Metazoa; Chordata; Actinopteri; Salmoniformes; Salmonidae
Product: vesicle-associated membrane protein 2-like
Exons: 5
Coding region: 353-685 (110 amino acids)
Biological process (GO): vesicle fusion; vesicle-mediated transport; SNARE complex assembly
Cellular component (GO): SNARE complex; plasma membrane
Molecular function (GO): syntaxin-1 binding; SNAP receptor activity
Source: RefSeq, a predicted model, not a curated record